CAGGCCAUUAUUUAGCUUGCUUUUGAUGAAAGCCUUUAUAUUGCCAUGCACUUUUAAAAAUUCAGUCCCAAAUCAAACAAACCAUUGGUUAAUAACUCCCUCUCUCUCAAUCUAAGUACGAAUCUAUCUAUUUUGUGUUAAAAGAAGAGUUCUUUUAAGAAAGAGAGGAGAUCUGUUGUGAACGAUUCUUGAUUUCUUUCUGACCCAAUCUCUGCAAUCCCUCAGUUUCUUGGGCUUUGCAAUUUUUCUUGGAUGAAAAGAAAUCCCACUUUUCUUUUUUUCUCAGAAAAAAUAAAUAUACUAAAAAACAGCUCACUUUUGCAGUAGGUUUUUGGCCUUUUAUUCCUUGUUGUCUUGUUUUCACAGAAUGGUGGUGGGGUUUUAGUAAGAAUUCUUGCAAGAAUUAGUAGAAUUUUUAGAGAGAGAGAAAUAGUGUUUUUGUUGGUUUUUCUGAUUAUUAUAAACUGUUCAGGAAGAAAGGGUAACCAGUGAUUUCCUACAUAUGGUUGUUGUGAUCAGUAAAGAUCAAACCUUUACUUUAUUUUAGGCUGUUUAUCAUUUGCUUCCCUCUAAAAGUAAUUUUUAGUUUCUUGCAUUAUUGUUUUUUGCUUGCAAUCAAUCAAUCCACUGAAGGGGAAACUGCAUUUCACCUGAGAUCUUUUCUUCAUUGCAAAACACUACUUGUUUGAGGAUAAUAAGGGUUAAGGGUUGGGUUUCAAUAUGCAAUCUAACGCUGCAACGGGGCCACAUGGCCCCGUUGCAGACGGGAGCUCGUUGGCCUCGGGCUUGAUCUCCCUGAGUUACACUGAUUUAGUGGACCGGCAUAUUCAAAACAAUAUCAUGGCGGGAAUUCCCCUGCCCCCGGUCUUUGGGGAGGAACCGAUCACAUUAGGCCGCGGCCAAAUGGUGGCGAGCGGUCACGUUGGAGACGAGUUUUGGACUCCCGGGAAGUACAUUGAGGGGAUUAGUAGCAAUCCUAGUGCUUGUGUGAACCCGAUGUUUGAGGCCGGAUUUGGAGGCCUUCCGUAUGAUGCUAGCAUGAGAUGGGGCUUCAACGGAGGCGUGGAUAGCCCCGAGCUUCAAGAAAGCUCGGUCAUGAUGAACGAGUGGAUGCUGAAGGAGCACGAGAGGUUGAGCACGAUGGACCCCAACAAGGAGCUGUCAUUGAGCAUUGCUACACGUCGUGUAGGAGGGGGUUCUGAGCUAAGCUCAUCGGGCGUCAGCAGCUACACGUCGUUGGACAGGAGGCGCGUUGGAUCAGACAACGCGUCGUGCAGCAGCAGCAGCAGCCUCGCGUUGAACGGAUCCAGUUUCUUCCUGGCACUGCAGGAGAUACUUGCUGAGUUCGCCUGCUACGCCCUCGAGAGCAGCCAGGGAGCGACGUUCCCUGGCUGCUCGGGUGGGCUUGAGACGGAGCUCUCCGUCUCAAGCAGUACCAACAGCAACAACGAGUCCAAGAAAAAGCAUCUCAUGUCUUUACUACAACUGGUGGACAAUCAAUACAGCCAAUGCCUAGACGAAAUCCACACCGUCGUCUCUGCAUUUCGUGCUGUGACCGAGCUGGACCCGAACCUACACGCCCGGUUUGCCCUCCCCACGGUCUCUGCCAUGUACAGAGACCUCCGGGGGAGGAUCAGCAGCCACAUCUUGGCAAUGGGAGCAGCACGGCACGACGAGGGAGAGACCAGAGAGGACAGGUCGUUCGAGGCAUCCUUCGUAGAGAAGCAGUGGGCAAUCCAGCAGAUCAAGAAGAGGGAUCACCAGCUUUGGAGGCCUCAGAGAGGCCUCCCCGAGAGAUCCGUAUCCGUGCUCAGGGCAUGGAUGUUCCAGAACUUUCUACACCCGUAUCCGAAAGAUGCAGAGAAGCACUUGCUAGCAUUGAACAGUGGGCUUACAAGGAGUCAGGUCUCGAAUUGGUUUAUAAAUGCACGCGUUCGACUCUGGAAGCCGAUGAUAGAGGAAAUGUAUGCAGAGAUGAACAAAAGGAAAUCUCCAAGAAACCAAGAAGAUACCAAUGGCAUCCAUAGGAAUCUUCUGCGAUUCGAGAGCAGAAGAUUCACAGUGGAUUGAUGAUGUCUAUGACGACGAUGAAGAUGAAGACGAAGAAGAUAGGUAUGCCAAUACUGCAAAUGCCAUCAAGAUUUUAAGCAUUUUUACAUCCAAAUCGUACAUGUUCAAGCUUUGAGCAUUGGGAUCCAUUUUCUUGGUAUGUAAGAACUAUGUUGUGGAAUCUUGAAUACUGGAGUAAUAUUCAUUUCUUGACAAGAUGGUGUAAUUCAA
Messenger RNA from Salvia hispanica, 2280 nucleotides. Its product is annotated as homeobox protein ATH1-like. Gene Ontology annotation, biological process: regulation of DNA-templated transcription. The record is from RefSeq and is a predicted model, not a curated record. Gene Ontology annotation, molecular function: DNA binding. NCBI's taxonomy places the organism in Eukaryota, Viridiplantae, Streptophyta, Magnoliopsida, Lamiales, Lamiaceae.